Messenger RNA from Microdochium trichocladiopsis, 579 nucleotides. RefSeq names its product P-loop containing nucleoside triphosphate hydrolase protein. The record is from RefSeq and is a predicted model, not a curated record. Gene Ontology annotation, molecular function: ATP binding; ATP hydrolysis activity. The transcript is spliced from 3 exons. The annotation marks the transcript as partial. Lineage: Eukaryota; Fungi; Ascomycota; Sordariomycetes; Xylariales; Microdochiaceae.
GAGUUUGCCGUUACGAACAUCUGCGACGUCGAAUGGAACCCGUCUUCGAUUGACGACGUGAGAAUUCCGGAGAGCCAGAAGAUGCCCAUUCUAGCCCUCACCAAGACGUAUCUGCAGCGCACUCCGGAAGAUGGCUUUAAGGACCUCGUCCAAGGGAAAGGACGCGGGAUCAACUUCCUGCUCCAUGGGCCGCCGGGAGUGGGCAAGACCCUGACGGCAGAGACGCUGGCAGAGAGCUCUCGAAUUCCGCUAUACACAGUCCCUGCUGGCCAGAUUGGAGUGGAUCCGGUGAAGGUGGAACCGAUCUUGAAAACCAUCUUCAAGAUCGCCAGCCGCUGGAAAGCCCUCUUGCUCCUCGACGAAGCGGAUGUGUUCCUGGCUCAGCGCUCAGAGAACGUGCAACUCAAUGCCCUGGUCUCGGUGUUCUUGCGGGAGCUGGAACACUACGAUGGCAUCCUGUUUCUCACCACCAACCGACUGCAGGCGUUUGACGAGGCGGUGCUCAGCCGGGUGCAUCUGGCCCUGAGGUACGAACCGCUGAAGCAAGAGGCACGUAUGGCUGUUUGGAAGUACUUUCUC